Messenger RNA from Dicrocoelium dendriticum, 222 nucleotides. NCBI's taxonomy places the organism in Eukaryota, Metazoa, Platyhelminthes, Trematoda, Plagiorchiida, Dicrocoeliidae. The record is from the annotation of a GenBank genome assembly.
AUGCUGCUCGGUCUUUUGACGCUGAAUUGUGAUGGUUCGUCAACCCCCCGAAACCGACCAACGCCAUGUGCACAGACGUGCGAAGCACAAGAACAGAUUUCUAUCAAUGCCAUGCACAGAGACGACCUAUCGGCGGAAGAAGAACAGCGUUUUACAAACCUUAUCAACUGCCUUAGUCAAUGCACACUUGGCUACACCCUAUUCCCGACUAACUCAGACUAA